Trichoplusia ni (cabbage looper) is the source of this 2246-nucleotide messenger RNA. It is a transcript of the gene Lapsyn, whose product is annotated as leucine-rich repeat transmembrane neuronal protein 1. Gene Ontology annotation, molecular function: protein binding. The record is from RefSeq and is a predicted model, not a curated record. NCBI's taxonomy places the organism in Eukaryota, Metazoa, Arthropoda, Insecta, Lepidoptera, Noctuidae. Gene Ontology annotation, cellular component: extracellular matrix. The transcript has 5 exons. The coding region runs from base 410 to 1450 and encodes 346 amino acids.
AGCAUUCAGAUAUGAGCGGUAUCGCACUGUGGUAGCCAACUAUCUGGGCGAGCGAUCGGCGCGUCGCAUUGUCUCAGUCGUGGUGGAGAUACAGGGUGCUUGGUAGAAGGACGACCUGAUAAAAGAUUACAGCGUCCCAGUAUCAGUUGAUCCGCCGGCGCAGGAACACCUCGACUCUCGCGAAGGCGGCAUCUGACCGACAUGCGACUCAACUAAUUGAAUCAAUUCAACGAAUGUCUUCCGUCGCUGAUUGCAGCUCCCCAGUGGCGAGUUCGUGACAUAGUGCACCGCUGUACGCGACUCUAACCGUUGUGAUUGUGUUGUGAGGAUGGACUGGUGAAGUGAACAGUGAAAGCCUAAGUGAAGUGUUGAACCAGGAUAAUUUCUCGAAUCUUAAAAAACUUACAAGAUGCACAGAUACAAUAGCAUUAUAUUUGCGACACUCCUUUGGGUGGCAAGUGUCAUAGGAAAGGAGAUGACAGACAUCGAGGCUUUAGGAGCGCAGCCGAGCCAUUGCACGUAUGAAUACGCUUAUGACAUGUACGGAGCCCACUGUGCCGGCCGGCGACUCGGCAAGAUCCCGAAAUUGAGAACUGGCAUUGAGAUUCUAGACUUCAGUGACAAUAAACUCCAAGAGCUGACUUCUGAAACAUUAUCAAGUUACUCCAGCAUCAAGUUCCUGUACCUUGCCGACAACCACAUCUACACAAUAGACGAAGACGCGCUCUCGCCGCUCACCGACCUGCAGACCCUGGACCUUUCUAACAACGUCAUACUAGAACUACCCAACUCCAUAUUUCAGCUACCCUCACUGAGAAAACUGUAUCUCAGGGGAAAUCCCAUAUUUCACAAGUCCAGUGAACUUACGAUAGACAAACCUAUUAAAGCACCACUAGAUCUUUUGGACAUAUCGGACUGCAAGAUGAAGGAGUUGCCAGACUGGGGCUAUCUCCCUCAGCUAGCUUUCUACAACAUCUCCCACAACCCCCUGACGUCCCUUAACACGGAGCACUUUACCGUCAUGUGUAACCUCGAGAAAGUGGAUCUCACAGAGUCCAUAAAUAAUAUGAAGCUGUGCAGUAUCAGAUCCACAGUAUUAUGGUUCCAAGAAAAGCGAGUGUUUUUCCAAUUAGAAGACUAUUCGAAGCUUAAUACUAGACAGUUUCAAAACUGUCCAGUUCCAGAAGAUUCAGGAAACUUCAAUGCGACCUACCAUAGGUGCAAGGCCGAAUAUUUACAGGUGCAAAGUAUAAAGACAUCGCGACGCACGUGGUUGACGAUAGGUGGCGGUCUGGCCGGCUUCCUCGUCGGCUUCAUGCUCCUGCUGUACGUGAUGCACAGGCAUAACGUCGCGCAAACCAAGACAACCGCCGAGAAAUUAAAACAAGCGAAGCCGGCUAACGACCCGGAUAAGAACGCAACAGCUGUACUCCUUGGUGACGUGUCGUAAUCACACAUCUAGAUUAUUCACUCAUUUCCCUGUAAGCCAAACGUUCAGAUAGUGUGGUAAUCAUUUUCAUGCCAUGUACGCAAUACGUACAAAAGUAACUUGAUAAGAAAUGAAAAUGUCAAGAUACGGCCGUCUAUGAUUGUGAUUUACGAUUGUAAUGCGUUCCCAUUUAGAUGUAAAUGAAAAUUCAGGGCAUAAAAAAUCUGAAUGUAAUUAAUAGUUCUUUUUUGCAUUUAAUAUAGCUAGUAAGCAUGAUCUUUUUAAAUGAGUAUCGUGUUAUUCAAAGAUCAUUGUAUGCAUUACGUCACUUACCGUAAAAGCGCCUUUAUGUCGAGGCAACAAGGUUCACUCUUGUAUAUUAUUGUUACGAAUGUGCGGUGUUCUAUACCUUAGUAAACCUUACUACCUACUAUCACGUCUCAGUACGAUUAACUGUAAUAAAAGUUAGUUUUUUUAAGAAAGUUGUAUACUUGUAUCUCUAUUAUUUAAUACAUUGAAUAUUUAAGGAUAACAUCAAGGCUUUAAAGGCUGACUAGUUGUAAUAUUGUGCCGUUUAAAAACCAUUUGCUUGUCGUCAUUAGUUACAAAAUUAUUAUGCAAACUUGUGAUCUAUAUACACCUUUUUAAAAAAGGAAGUUUGUAAGAUGAUGAUGUUUCAUAAAUCUCUGAGAAAUAACAUUAAUAGGUAUAUUUAAGAAUGUCAAUCUAAUGUAUUUCAGCCUAAGAACGUCUUUAAGGUUCCAGUGGUCCAGUCAAAUAAACGGGACUCGCUUGUAAUUUAAGCUUAUAAUAAAAA